Eubalaena glacialis (North Atlantic right whale) is the source of this 2141-nucleotide messenger RNA. It is a transcript of the gene VGF, whose product is annotated as VGF nerve growth factor inducible. The coding region runs from base 200 to 2017 and encodes 605 amino acids. Gene Ontology annotation, molecular function: neuropeptide hormone activity. Gene Ontology annotation, biological process: regulation of synaptic plasticity; carbohydrate homeostasis. The transcript is spliced from 2 exons. The record is from RefSeq and is a predicted model, not a curated record. Lineage: Eukaryota; Metazoa; Chordata; Mammalia; Artiodactyla; Balaenidae.
GCGAGCGAGUCUCCCGGAGCCGCGCGGACCCAGCUGAGCCCAGCCCACUGGACGCCAGACCUCGACCAUCGCUCGUAUCCUAGCCACCGCUCGGAGCCGAGGCGGACGAGUCCCGAUCUUCCCCUGUCCCAACCCCGCCCCGACCCUCCUCUCCACCUCCCGCGUCGUGGCACCAGCUGUCUCCGGCAGCCCUUCGGUCAUGAAAUCGCUCAGGUUGCCGGCUCCUGUCCUCCUCUGCUUCCUUCUACUGACCAAGGGGUUGGGAGCAGCGCCCCCGGGGCACCCUGAGGCUCAGCCACCUCCGCCCAGCUCUGAGCAUGAAGAGCCAGUAGCUGGGGACGCAGUACUCGGGCCGAAGGGUGUUAGCGCCCCAGAGGUCCGAGCCGCUAGAAAUUCAGAGCCGCAGGACGAGGGAGAGCUUUUCCAGGGCGUGGAUCCCCGGGCGCUGGCCGCGGUGCUGCUGCAGGCACUCGACCGCCCGGCCUCGCCCCCAGCGCCUGGCGGCUCCCAGCAGCGGCCAGAGGAAGAAGCAGCAGAAGCUCUGCUGACCGAGACCGUGCGCAGCCAGACCCACAGUCUCCCAGCGCCAGAGACCCAGGCGCCCGCGGCCCCGCCUCGCCCUCAGACUCAGGAGAAUGGUCCCGAGGCGGCCGACCCCUCCGAGGAGCUCGAGGCGCUAGCUUCCCUGCUUCAGGAACUGCGAGAUUUCAGUCCGAGCAGUGCCAAGCGCCAGCAAGAGACGGCGGCAGCAGAGACGGAAACCCGCACGCACACGCUGACCCGAGUCAACCUGGAGAGCCCCGGGCCGGAGCGCGUGUGGCGGGCGUCCUGGGGAGAGUUCCAGGCGCGCGUCCCGGAGCGCGCGGCCCUGCCGCCGCCUGCUCCCCCGCAAUUCCAGGCGCGUAUGCCCGAGAGCGGGCCCCUUCCCGAAGCCCACCAGUUCGGGGAAGGAGUGUCCUCCCCCAAAACACACCUAGGUGAGGCAUUGGCACCCUUGUCCAAGGCGUACCAAGGCCUGGGCGCUCCCUUUACCAAGGCGCGCCGGCCGGAGACCACACUCCUGGGCGGCUCUGAGGCGGGAGAGCGCCUUCUACAGCAAGGGCUGGCGCAGGUGGAAGCCGGGCGGCGGCAGGCGGAGGCCACACGGCAGGCCGCGGCCCAGGAAGAGCGGCUGGCCGACCUCGCCUCCGACCUGCUGCUCCAGUAUUUGCUGCAGGGCGGGGCUCGGCAGCGCGGCCUGGGGGGUCGGGGGCUGCAGGAGGAGGCGGAGCAGGAGAGACGCGGCGGGGAGGAGAGGGUGGGGGAAGAGGAUGAGGAGGCGGCGGAGGCGGAGGCGGAGGCGGAGGAGGCGGAGAGGGCGCGACAGAACGCUUUACUGUUCGCUGAGGAGGAGGACGGGGAAGCCGGAGCCGAAGACAAGCGCUCCCAGGAGGAGACGCCCGGCCACCGACGAAAGGAGGCCGAGGGGGCAGAGGAGGGCGGGGAGGAGGACGACGACGACGAAGAGAUGGACCCGCAGACAAUCGAUAGCCUCAUUGAGCUGUCCACCAAACUCCACCUGCCAGCGGACGACGUGGUCAGCAUCAUCGAGGAGGUGGAAGAGAAGCGGAAGCGGAAGAAGAACGCCCCUCCCGAGCCUGUGCCGCCCCCCCGGGCCGCCCCCGUCCCCACUCACGCCCGCUCCCCGCAGCCCCAGCCCCUCUCCCCCGCCCCGGCUCGGGACGAGCUGCCCGACUGGAACGAGGUGCUCCCGCCCUGGGAUCGGGAGGAGGACGAGGUGUUUCCCCCGGGGCCCUACCACCCUUUUCCCAACUACAUCCGGCCGCGAACACUGCAGCCACCCGCUGCCUCGCGCCGCCGCCACUACCACCACGCCCUGCCGCCUUCGAGCCACUAUCCCGACAGGGAGGCCCACGCGCGGCGCGCUCAGGAGCAGGCGGAGGCAGAGGAGCGCCGGCUGCAGGAGCAGGAGGAGCUGGAGAAUUACAUCGAGCACGUGCUGCUCAGGCGCCCGUGACCGGCCCCGGCCCCGCCCCCGCGCGCCGCCGCGCGCGCCGCCACCCCCCCUCCGUGUCGCUCCUUUCCCCUCUCAGUGUUUUGCAUGCGCCCGGCCCCGCCCCCGGCCGCCGCCCAGCCCCGCC